This is a messenger RNA of Podospora pseudopauciseta, 5610 nucleotides long. RefSeq lists its product as uncharacterized. The record is from RefSeq and is a predicted model, not a curated record. The transcript is spliced from 6 exons. NCBI's taxonomy places the organism in Eukaryota, Fungi, Ascomycota, Sordariomycetes, Sordariales, Podosporaceae. Bases 1 to 180 code for a protein of 59 amino acids.
AUGGAAAAGAAAAGGAGGAAACAGAAGACAGUCAGCGAGUCUUGCCCCGCCGGAGCGGCCAUGGUUGCGGAACUUGUCCUCCUCGUCUUCGUCAUUCCCCUUGUUAUAUCCCGAGCGGCCAAAGUUGCUAAACUUGUUCUCCUCAUCAUCCUCGGAGUUGCCCCUGAAGCAUGGUGUUAGUCUAUGGAGACCCCAAGAUGUUGAGACGAGAGGGCGACUUACUUGUUGUAGCCGGAGCGGCCAUAGUUGACACAAGGCUCAGUGGUGAAAGAAGCGAAGGCAGCCAUUGCGAAGGUUUGGGUUAUGGGUUGAAGUUUAAAAGCUGAGGCUAGGGAUGAUGGUUUGGGUGUUGAUAGGUGUGUUGGAAGAGCUUGCUGGUGGUGAUGCUGACUGGAACCUGGGAACACGAAGUUCCUUAUAUAUAUAACUUUGAACGACAUGUCAAUGCCACUUGAAUAGAUGUGCAACUUCAUCUCGCCCUCUUUCCUGAACUGCCAUGUAGUUGCAGGCGACAGUGCCCCGCGGGGGCCCCAAAUCCGCGAGAUGACAUAAGGCGAAAAGAGACCUUACUUUCCUUACGUUCCCCACACGCCUUAGGCAUCGUGAUACGACUGGGUGAUAUUGGUGGAACGCCUUGUCAAGGUACAUAUCACGCCCCCUGGGGAUGUGACUCGCACGGCAUGGGCCAAAGGUACUGGACGGCACCAAGGCAAGCUGGACGAAAUGCAUGGCAGUUACGACAGGUUUCGGGACUGGGCCCAACGAUGAGAUGCAUCUGCGCCUCCAAGCCGUGAGAUCCGGACAUCUGGUGAUGCUACUCUUUGCAUAGGGCCGAGAGUCAAGUACCAAACAGGGAAUUAGAACGAACAUCGAAACCGUUUUUGGGGGCGAAUGGAAUUUUUCGAAACCUGUCAAUACGCACACUGGGCCACUUUCAUACACUUGCAUAGGGCUGAGUGGCAUCCAAAGAUGGAAUUGGAUGGAUGCCUUGGUGGCCUGUGUAAGCACCAGUGGGCUUUGCUGGGGUUACACCUGGCGCGAGCCACUUGCAUGCAGCCCUCUGCGACAAAAAAGAGACAUUGCCAGGCACGCCGGAUUCUCUAUGCCCCGCUCGUCUUCAAACUGGUUUAUACGGCGACAUACGGCGAUACACGGCGACUUCCUCGCGGGUAAUGCCAGCAUGUCGUUGCCGGUUUUAGCCAGCGUGCCGAUAUCUGGUGUGCUCUAGAAUCCUGCAGAUGCGGCUCAGUAGUACGCGAAGUGUGGUGGACUUGCGCUCUGGUGGUACCGGUCGUCUGUCGUCUGUCUCCGACCCAGUGGAACGCAUCGCCCAGUGCCGGACGAUCCGCAAGCCUUCGGCAGAGCAUCUGCAGCUGUACCAACAGCACGUGUUGGGCUUCCAACCACAUGUCACAAGAGACACAUCUGCCACAACCGCACCUGGCUACACUUGCAGAGAAUUUGGAAUGCACAUGGCUCUUCCAUCAGAUAUCCCACAUCGUCGCGAGCCGCACGUCAGACUUACGUGGUGCGACGGCUAUUCCCAAGUCAUGGUUCUUGGAUUGGAACUGAUGAUGGCGGGUCAUGAAGGGGCUAUGUCGUUUGAUAUCUUAUUUCCGUCUGUUAUCCGCCAUACGCUCCGCCAAGCAACCGAACGUCUACGUAAGGUCCCGCGAACGUAUGUACAGACGACACGCGAGUUACUCAGCAUGUCAUCGUUCAACCUCGAGAAUGGUGUUUAGAGCUCGUCUGUGGAUAGACGAGUGUGGCAUGCCAGUCACACCGACCUAGCAGCCACGCAAUGUGCAGAGAGACUCCAUCGGACGGAAUAAUGACCAUAACAGCCGCAGCCAGACCUAUUGGUUCCGGUGAGAUUUUUGGACCGUCAGUUUCCUGAUCGGAAACAGCAAAGUCCGCCAGACCGCGACAACUUCAUGUCAUGAAGCAAUCAAGAUGCUGAAUUAUACGAGCGGUUACCAAGCUGCUGACUGUCAGCACGUGGAGGUCCCGCUACCACAACCGAGUGGCACAAUCAGGGAGGGUUUCCCGGGGAAUACAUUGCCGAAUAGCCAAGAAUCUUCGGUCAUGAUUGUUGAGGACAUCUCACUGCUCAACCUGUCACUUUCAACCUACUCCGAUGUCUCGGUAUCGCUCUGGGAAUAUUGAUCACGGCUGCGACUUUGCGAUCAUGUCCGAGAUGCAUAUCUGUUUCAGACUAUUUCCAUCUGCAGACUUAGGGGGGAGUACUGAUGUUGGCACCACACCAUAUUCGUCGGGUCGUACAGACCGCGGCUCUUCUAUCACCUUGCCGCCUGGGUUAAGCGACAGUGAAUAAGUUUGCCUAUUGCGGGUUUGCUUCACUGAUGGUGGUGGUCGGUACGGUAUGGUGGUACCUGGUGCCACGUGCGAUCCAGACGAGAGGGACCCCAAGCAGAGGGACCCCUCGUCCCGCACCAUGAUCAUGGAUGGCCCCCUCCCCCCUGGUUACCGGGACAUUUUGUCUCGGCUCUCUUGAGGCACGGUCCCAGAGAACCAAAUGCCCAGCUACCCGCCCGUCAUCCCGGGAACGUUUGAAGCUUGGCGCCGAGAUUGGUCACUGGCAUUGCGCUCCGGAAGUCAAUUACCCUCAUUGCGUUAGGCCUUUCCAGGCUUCCACAUAAAGAUGCCUUAGAAUAACAUUGACCAUCAGCACUUCUUCCAAAUCUAUCUCGCUUACCUUGAUAUCUAGACGGCGAUUCGGGCAUCGAACCAAAAUAUCACCGUGUUACUCAUCUCCCAUCUCGGACCGAACCUGCAGUGCAGCUUGUUCUAGGUUGCGAAUAAAUUCCCUUUUGCGGCUGCGGUGUCCCGUGGUUCUGAAACGAACUGACAUCCAACUGCAGCCCUACGAUCAAGUAAGUUGUGGGGGCGAAGACUGGUGCUCCGACGGCUCUUUUACAAACGAACAAGGGCGCACAAUUGGACGGUUGGACGACAUGCCAUCUCAUGUUCUUUUCGGGAGCGGCAGGCUGUGUGGUACAGAGCAACCAACAACUACACAGAAAGCUGCUUCCCUGGUAUUUCCACUUGCCAUCCACGUGCUUGGGUAGGAAUGACCCUACCUACCAGCCAUCGUAACGCAGGAGCGUUGUUGUUUCUAACCAUGUUGAGCUGAACAUGUUCCCGAAAGAAGAGUCAUCUGUUUUUCCUUUGCGAGAGGAUGAGAUGCGAAAAGGGAGGCCUGAAAGCCAAGGCUGUAGAAGCCGGAGAGCAUGCAAGAGGAUGCGGCCUCCUCGCCGAGCCCCGCGGACCCCAACGUCCCGUGUUCUCGGCUCUCCGCCUUUUCUACGCUGCGAGAGGGGACGUAGCGGUGUAUAUCGGAGGCUGUUAUGGCGGGAUCAAAUCUCGCAGGUGUACCUGUCAAUCGAGGAGACAAGUUUCUUGGCGUAAGGGUGCAGCAUCCAAAUUUCACAUUUUCAACUAUCAUUUUACCUAUUCAUUAAGGGCGCAGUUUACUAGUAUUGGUGCAAGGCGCGGUGAGAACAGCACAGAUGAACAAGAGGGCUUUUUCCCCAGGAAGGCUGGGGAGCUGCACACUUGAUCAGCUGGUUGGCCUUGGGGAUAUUGCACUGUAAUGUCUAUCGGUCCUUUCAUUCUAGAUAUUACGGUGCGGGACAGCCCAGAGUUGCACUCUCUGGCGUGGCUGUUGUUACAGUUUGUAUCACUCACCACGCCGCACCUUUACGAGCCCGGUAUUUGCUUUCCUGUUGACAGAGGCUUAUCCGCCCGGGUGUCUUGACGGCCGGAAAAGUGAUGGUUUCACUGCCACGUUUUUUUCGUCAUCGGAUGGAGCACACGGAGGGGAUGGUUUCGUGGCUUUUGGUGAGGGCCGGUCGAUCGGGAGUGACUGACUGAUUGUUGUGGCGGUAUUGAUGCCGGCAGGUUGGGAUGUGAUGUAUUGGAUGUGAUGCUUGGGUGUUCGAGUUUCUGCCUGAGUUGAUGAUGACAUAACCAGGUGCUGACUACGAGGUUGGAUGGCUCACGGGGGGGGUUCAGCUUGCUAGCUACUUCUGCCAAGGCUGGCGAUGUUGCUGGUGAGGGCGGAUACCUACGCCUUGUUUUCCCGCUUUGCUGGGCUAUGGUAUAUACAUUUCUUGUGGUGUGGAGAUGGGUGUGGGAGGUCUGGGGAAGACAGGAGAGGCGAGGUGGGCUAGGCUUUCAUGGUUGAGAUGUAUGUUUGUUUGGUUUAUCUUGUGUUGUGUUAUGUUGCCUUCCUAUUCUGGCUCGCCGAGCGCGGGUUAGGCAGGCAGGCUGUUUCAUUGCCCCCUUUUUUUCACUUAUGUGUCGACCCAUCACGAAGUCAACAAUGGUUUCAUAGACUUGAAGGGUCUCGAAAGUGUUGAGGGUCUAGCGUUGCCCUGAGUCACGGAGUUGCAGAAGUCUGGACUCGUUCUACUGGCUUUGUGGUAACCGAGCUGCGAGACUCUGGGCUCGUUCUACUGUCGUCGUCGUCGUCAUCGAAAUUGUCGGUUCGGUGGAUUUUGUGAGGUAAACUGGGACUUGAGGUCAGCAUGUGGCAAUAUCAAGGAGGUUGCUGAAAGUUUAGACUCACCGACAUUGUUACGACUCUAGGGAAGAUGAGAUGGACGUUCAUUAGGUAUCGGGCCUUGUGAUAUCAGGCUGGACUGUCUAGUAUAGAUGCUGGAUAAUGGAUCUCGUCACCGGUAGGUGUGUGGGUAGCUACCAGUGUCCUAUACCAUGGCUUCCAGGACUUGGGUGGUCAACUUACAAGUAUCUCUACACAGCCAACGUUAAUGGUCUUGAAUCUACGUAGUCGUGGAAGUCUAGGUCCAACCACCAUUGGGCUUAUCUCCAUUUGGCGGGUUUCGAUCAGGCAUCCGGCAAUAUCAUGCUGGAUGCUGAAUAACGGCUCUCACUCCCUUCUUGUUGUGCGAGUGGGUCGAAUGAAGAACCGUACAUUUGAUGACCUUGAUUCAGCGGCUGGGCCGGUCGACCACGCAUAUAUCCCCACACACACCUAUACUCAUGACCUGGUCUUGGCCGCGCGGGAAUCUUUUCUUUUCUUGUCGCUUGAUCGACGUUGGGGUCGGACUGUCCGGGUCUAGAUCUAGGCCGGGAGGUUGUUAUUUUUGGGCAACUUUGCUGCUUUGGGGGGUGAUGAGGUCUAGAUGGUUCUAAAUGGUCAUAGGCAAAUGUGUUUCUUUGAGGGUUGGUAUGGUGGAGCUCUACUCUUGUUGGUAUAUGGUGGUCUUUUAGGGGAUCAACAUAUGAGGGCACUAAUAUGGCAGUUGGUCAGCCUUAAGGGCGGAAGACGGCUGGUGUGCGGGUAGGGCUGAGUGUGUGGGUGGGAGUCUUGACUGAGAUAGUACCGGCUGCGGACAAGGCCAAUGAAGCGGUGAGAAUCCGGGGGACAUUUGCCACAAAGACGGUAGGCGAUUACAAAAGGGCUGGUAUUACAUGAACUUGGGGGUUGAAUAAUAUGGCCUCCUAGGUUGCAGCAGUAGAUAGUCGGGCUUAGUCACUGAGGAGUCGCCUAACGGUUACGUUCCAGAGUGGUUAGGUAACUUGAUGGUGGGUGUUGAAAGAAAAACCAAUUGGACUGAUUUAUCA